Messenger RNA from Amblyraja radiata (thorny skate), 741 nucleotides. RefSeq names its product microsomal glutathione S-transferase 3a (gene mgst3a). Gene Ontology annotation, cellular component: membrane; endoplasmic reticulum; nuclear envelope. Bases 164 to 592 code for a protein of 142 amino acids. Lineage: Eukaryota; Metazoa; Chordata; Chondrichthyes; Rajiformes; Rajidae. The transcript has 6 exons. Gene Ontology annotation, molecular function: glutathione peroxidase activity; glutathione transferase activity. The record is from RefSeq and is a predicted model, not a curated record.
UAUUUUUUUUAAUUUGCGAAAUCCUGGCUCCAGUAUUGAAUAAUCCUGGAUCCGCUUUUGCUGACCGUUCCUCCUCCUUGUCGCGGUGUCCGCCCUGGUUUAUUAACAGCAGCAAGUCCACGGUGCAAAGUCGAAGCGAAGGGCAGGCAGCAGAGUCCAAAAGAUGGUGGUGCUAUCGAAAGAAUAUGGGUGCGUGGUGCUGACUGGCGCGGCCAGCUUUGCCAUGGUCUCCUUCCUGGCUUACAAAGUGGCGGCAGCUCGGAAGAAGUACAAUGUGGAGUACCCCGUGAUGUACAGCGACGAUCCUGAGAACGGCUGCGUGUUCAACUGCAUUCAGCGGGCCCACCAAAACACACUGGAAGUUUAUUCCCCAUUCCUCUUCUUUCUGGCAACUGGUGGAAUCCGACACCCGGAACUAGCAAGUGCACUCGGAGGGAUCUGGAUAAUCGGCAGAGUUGUUUAUGCAUACGGCUAUUACACUGGUGAUCCCAAGAAGAGGAUUCGAGGGGGAUUUGGCUCGCUGGCAUUGCUGGGGCUGAUGGGAACCUCCAUGUCGUUCGGCUUUCACCAGCUGGGGUGGUGCCCAAAGUAGUCAGGGCUGGGCUUGUGAUGAAUUUUAACCCUGGAAUAAACUUGACAAAGAUGAAUACUUGAUCAGCUGAACAUGUUCCAACAGGAUAACCCACUAAUAGCAAAACUUUUUGCUUCUGACAUUUUUGCAUUAAAACUUUUAUAAAACGA